UCGGUCAUAAACCGGCACGUGACUUCUGCUUGUCCCGGGUUGUCAUGACAACUGCCCAACGGCGCUAUUCAGGGAACUCGUUUUAAAAUGCUUCCAAAAACAAAGGAUAUAGCGGAAAUGCUAGGAGCUGGCAAAGAGGACGCCAAACCAGAGCCUGUACUGGUCCCUUUUCUAGAACUGACCGGUGUGGCGCAGCUUCCAGAGAACACCAACUGUCUGACGUGCACAGCAGACGGCAGAUUUCUAGGCUUGGCUCACAAUCAGGGCCUCUCUGUGUGGUGCGCUUCCUCUUUCACCCGGGUUGCGGAAUGGCUUCAGUCACAGCUGGAAUUGAUCUUCAUCCAGAUGACCAGAAUGGCUGAGAUGACCUAUCUGCUUGGGACCGUGGAUGACAUGGGUGUUGCCAGAGUGUUUGGAUUUCACUCAGACGAUAUUCAUCUUCUCAGUAUUAUCAACAUAAUGGAAGAUGUCACUGUAAGAAGCAUUUUUUUGACAUUUGACCUACAUGAAGGUGGGCAUUAUGGAGCUGCAUCAGUAAGCUGCAAUGGUGUAGUGUGGCUAGAGGUCUAUCAGUUUCCUGUAGAGCAAUGGCUGAGAGAGCUAGAGAUGGUGUCAUCACAAAAAAAGGAUGAAAAUUUAACCGAAGGAUUGGACAUAAAAUGGUCUCCAUUUACACUGAUGAUGAAAAUCUCUCCACCUACACUUCCAACGGGAAAGCCAUUGGACUUUUUGACACACUGUUUGACUGUCGAUAUAAUCAGAAGCAGCCGCCUUCACAAGGAACAACCCUCCUCCAGUUCAGAUGCUGCAACAACAAAGAAGACACAUGAAAGCCCGAGUUGCACUCAGCACUUUCUCCUGCCUUGCCAUGGGCCAACUGGGGACAGUACAGAAAACCCAGCGGGACUCCCUGUGGCUGUCGCUGUGUGGUGGAGCGGAUCCACUAGUCUCCUUCAGUAUUUGCUGCAAAAAACCCCAAAGAACAAAUCAGGAAGAACAUCUAAUUAUUUAUCAGAUGUGACACCCAUGCCAGAAAUGCUGUGGCCAAAUGCGAAGGAAAUCCUCUGCUCGGCUGUCAGCAGAUGUACUUACUUGAUUGCUCUCGGGCUCGAGGAUGCUAUGGUGUGCAUCUGGAACAGACAAUCUGGAGCCCCGGUCUCAAUUGUUCUGGUGCCAGGAGAAACCAAUGCCUUCUCCAGGAUACAGUUUGUUGACAACUGGUCUGUUCCUGCUCAGGACUGUGUCACUGUGGGCACAGAACCGGUCAGAAUGCUGACGUCGUGUAAAAACGGAGCAAUUUACAUGGUGACUGCAGGACUAGGCAUGCGGUCCAGCUCCAUCCAGCUCUUCCAAAGACCAAAAGACAGCAGGGAUCUCCCGACUGUUGCUAUACCUGUGCCUUUCCUGCAGGCUGUGUCACUUAUCAUGCAAAGAAGUGGAAACAUGUUCCUGACAGAAGCCAUCAGCAGAGAAACCGUGUGCUACCUGACUCUUCCGACAUCCCACCAAACCGCUUCACUCUACAAUCCCGUUUACACGCUAAAUGCCGAACAGCGAGCGCUGUUCAUACGAGUCAGUCUGACAUCACUAAGCCUCACAUUGAUUGUCCCAGACAGCCAACAGCACAUCACCAUGGUACCCUGGAGGAAAUCUGCAACGUCUAUCUUGAGCAAAGAGCGCAAUCUGUGGAUGACAGGAACAAAGCUCUUGAGCAAACAUGGGGAAAGAUGCAGAAAACCGCGUCGGCGUUGCAGCGCACACGUCGGAGCCGCAAACAUCAGAAGAAUGUCAACAAAUGAGUCACUGAUAGGGGACAGUGAGAGGGCCGGAGACGUGAACGAUCCGGUUAAGACGGUGGCGUUUUCCGCGUCGCCGGCGGAGGCGGCGUUGGGGUGGUCGGGGAAGAACCAGUACCAGAGGCCCAGCAGCAUGAUCCUGUUCCUCAUCCGGGCCUUGUUGAUCGCCAGAGGGUUGAGGAUGGCGCUCUGCCUGUCCAGGCUGAUCACCACGGUGACGAAAGCGCAGGAGUACAUGGCCAGCAGCUUCAGAAACAUCAGCAGUCUGCACGCAAAGUCCCCCGCGAGCCACUGGACGGUGAUGUUCCACGCCGCGUCCACGGGCAUCACCACGAAGGUCACCAGCAGAUCGGCCACGGUCAGGUUGACGAUCAGCACCCUGACGUGGGAUUUCCGCUUCCCGUCCCUGUGCGCCGCCCACAGCACGGCCAGGUUGCAGAAGGCCGACGCGCCGCACAGGACGAACGUGAUGAUGACUCUUACUUUGGCCGCUGUGGUGAAGGUGGGGAGCUGCGGGACGUCUGCCGCGGCUGUCAGGUUGGAGGCGGCCAAAGAGCAGUUGGAGAUGAAGGUAAAGUUUGCAUUUCAUUUGUUGAAUCCUUGUUGCUUGAAGUAAAGUCAGAGGUUUUCAGCCAGUGAUGGUUUGGGGUGUCGACCCACCAUGUCGAGUAUUCAUAGACAUGAACAUAGGUCUCAGAAGGCGGACAUUUCUGCUUAAAACAUCUUGUUUACUGAUUGUAUGAAACAUUCUAACUUCCGAACACUAAACUUCCUUUCUUUUUUUAUUAUUUCUUGUUAUUUGUAAGUCAUAAUCAACAUCACAAGAAGCAAUGGAUUGAAAUAUUUCCCUCUAAUUAAAACCUAUUUAAAAACUACUUUAAAAACUACUGAACGUUUUUUUUAUUUGAUACUCAGAUUUCCGACCUGCGCUUGUGUGAGUUCGAGCUGUGGGCAUAAAAAUAGUUUGGUUUCCACAGCGACGCUCCUGCGGAUCUGCACUGAAGACGGUUUUUGCCUGCAUGAGCACCAACGCUGUUUGUUAUUUUCUCCGCAUUCUGAGCUUUCCACGGAAAUGCAGUCAGGUGAAGCCGGUGAAUCCGACAUAUCGGGUUUACCAGCACCUGUUCCCGUUUGAGACGGGCGAGCAGCCUGGCUUUUAACUAAUUAGCGAGGAGCGUUUUAACGGGUCACCGUUCACAGCAGGAGCACUUCCCUCUGAUCUCCGUCCGGUUACAGGACCAUUUGGAUCAGUUAAAACGUAACGCAAAUUCCUUGGUAAAAAAUUAAGAAAAUAAAUAUAUAAUUAAUGAGAAAAGAUUUGAAAAAAAGAAAGAAAAACACCAUCCCACCAUGGAUUUUAUCUGUACUUUUGUUGAACCAGACAAUAUGGUUGGGAGAUUUUACAAAGUCAAUGUGAAAUCAAAUUAGUGGUGCAAAAACCCGGAAGAGACGGAUAGAGAGAUUCAAAUACAGCAUCUGCUGACCAAAACAAGGAAGUUUUAAGUUUUUAAAUGUAAGAGAAAUUACAACAUUUCACUUACAAGCAAAAAAAAAAAAAAA
This is a messenger RNA of Xiphophorus hellerii (green swordtail), 3356 nucleotides long. It is a transcript of the gene wdr93, whose product is annotated as WD repeat domain 93. NCBI's taxonomy places the organism in Eukaryota, Metazoa, Chordata, Actinopteri, Cyprinodontiformes, Poeciliidae. Gene Ontology annotation, cellular component: respiratory chain complex I. The record is from RefSeq and is a predicted model, not a curated record. The transcript is spliced from 20 exons. Gene Ontology annotation, biological process: electron transport chain.